UCCAUGCACUACCCACUGGUCUGCACUCACCUGAGGGGCUCCUCAUUCACACAUGGCUUUCACACUCUUCUCCAGACUCACAUUAGUUCCUCGGCUGGGGUUGUAUCCUUUCAGAUCCUUCAGCUCCAUCUGCGGCCUCACGGUUCUCCAUGACCGACAGAACCAGCGCUUCACUGUGGCUCCGGGAAGCGGGGCCGACGGGCCACAGGACCAUGCGGUUUUGUACUACAAAUUCAUCGGUGAGAAUGAAGUGGAUCUAAUGUCGACCUACGUACCAGAGUCCUACAGGGGCCAAGGUGUUGCAGCGAUUCUGUCUAAGGCGGCAAUGGAUUUCUUGGUGGAAGAAAACCUCAAGGCUCAUGUCUCCUGUUGGUACAUAAAAAAAUACAUUGAAGAACAUCCACUGCAGAAUUAUAAAGACCUGGUCAUCACAUGACGGCAGCCAUACAGUCAAGAAUACACUGGGAUUCUACCUCAUACCAACUGUAACCUCACUGUGGAUCAAUACAAAUGACUAAACUGAAAAUGAUUAACGUGAUCAAGAAGUAGAUUAUAUGAUGUUUUUUAAGCCUCUCUCUUUAAUAUUCAGUGUGUCCUGUUUAGUAACAUCUAGUGGUGAAGUUGCAAAUUGAAUCCAUUUGAAAGCGACACCAAAAAAUAUGACAGCUUCUCAUUAGAGCCAGUGUUUUAGUGUGCUCUGAAGGGGAUUUGAGUUCUGAUGCAAUAUCACAUGUAGUAGGUGAUGGCAUGCUUAAUGCAACCUGCUACAAAAUGGAAUUUAAAAAAUAGGACCAAUGGCCCUGUAGGUCAUGUUCUAUCCAGAAU
Messenger RNA from Sphaeramia orbicularis (orbiculate cardinalfish), 825 nucleotides. Its product is annotated as protein NATD1-like. NCBI's taxonomy places the organism in Eukaryota, Metazoa, Chordata, Actinopteri, Kurtiformes, Apogonidae. The coding region runs from base 53 to 436 and encodes 127 amino acids. The transcript has 3 exons. The record is from RefSeq and is a predicted model, not a curated record.